AUGGGGACGCCGGAGACGUCGCGGGAGCCGUGCCCGGACCGGAUCCUGGACGACGUCGGCGGCGCGUUCGGGAUGGGCGCCGUCGGGGGCUCCGCCUUCCACUUCAUCAAGGGCAUCUACAACUCCCCCAACGGGAUGCGCCUCUCCGGGGGCGCGCAGGCCGUGCGCAUGAACGCGCCGCGCGUGGGGGGCAGCUUCGCCGUCUGGGGCGGCCUCUUCUCCACCUUCGACUGCGCCAUGGUGUACGCGCGCCAGAAGGAGGACCCCUGGAACUCCAUCGUCGCGGGCGCCGCCACGGGCGGGUUCCUCUCCAUGCGCCAGGGCAUGGGCGCCGCGGGCCGCUCCGCGCUCAUGGGCGGGAUCCUCCUGGCCCUCAUCGAGGGCGCUGGCCUCAUGCUCAAUCGCGUCAUCGCCAACCCGCCGCUGCCCGCCGACGACCCCAACCUUACGGCGGCCAUGGGCGGCAACCCUUUCCCGGGCCUGCCGCAGGCGCCGCCGGUCGUGGCACCUCCGGAAGCGGCGAGCUCCAGCGGCGCGGGUGGGUGGUUCGGGGGACUGUUUGGCAGGAAGGAGGAGGAGAAGAAACCCAGCGCGGGCGGGGGCAAGUCGGAGAUCUUGGAGAGCUUCGACACGCCCAGCACUCCGAUACCAUCGUUCGAGUACAAAAAAGGUUCUGUGUUUGCCGUUGGUGCUGUUGGGGGUUCUUUCUACCACUUUGUCAAGGGUCUCCGCAAUGCACCUACUGGUGCACGAUUUACUGGUGGCCUGGAGGCUGUGCGCAUGAAUGCGCCACGUAUUGGUAGCAGCUUUGCUGUUUGGGGAGGUCUGUACUCAGUAUGUGAUUGUACCUUCAUGUAUGUGCGUCAGAAGGAGGAUCCCUGGAACUCAGUUCUUUCUGGUGCGGCCACUGGUGGCAUCCUUUCUUUGCGUCAGGGAUUUCGCUCAGUCAUUCGUUCAUCCAUGCAUGGUGCAGUUUUCUUUGCUCUCGUAAAUGGAGCUAUUAUCAUGGCGCAACGCUCUCAACCUGAUCCUCUAUCUAUGCCAGUUGAUGUUCCAGCUGUCACCCCUGUGGAGAUGUCUUCUUUAUCUAUGCCAGUUGAUGCUGAAGCAAUCACACCUGUGGAGACAUUUGAAAAGGAAAGUGGAAGAGGGAGUCACAAAUAG
Molecule: messenger RNA, 1164 nt
Organism: Miscanthus lutarioriparius
Lineage: Eukaryota; Viridiplantae; Streptophyta; Magnoliopsida; Poales; Poaceae
Source: the annotation of a GenBank genome assembly